Gopherus evgoodei (Goodes thornscrub tortoise) is the source of this 535-nucleotide messenger RNA. RefSeq names its product ribonuclease-like. The coding region runs from base 1 to 435 and encodes 144 amino acids. Lineage: Eukaryota; Metazoa; Chordata; Testudines; Testudinidae. The record is from RefSeq and is a predicted model, not a curated record. The transcript has a single exon. Gene Ontology annotation, molecular function: nucleic acid binding.
AUGGGUCUCUCUCGGGAUGGGCUCAGCCUGCUCUUGUUCCUGGUGCUGGCCUGGUGUCUGGCCCCACCUGCCCGCUGCCAGGGCCCGCGCUAUGCGAAGUUCCUGCGGCAGCACCAUGACCACCCGCGGACCAACGCUGGGCGGGAUUACUGCGGGGCCAUGAUGCAGCGCCGGGGGAUGGCCCGGCCCUGCAAAGACAUCAGCACCUUCAUCCAUACUCCCAAGGCCCAGAUCCACACUGUCUGUGGCUCCGGGGGCAUCGAAUACUGGGGCAGGCGGCGCAGCCAGGCUCAGUUCCCUGUCACCACCUGCUCACUGAAGGGCCCCCCGUGGGGCAGGUGCAACUACCUGGGCCACGCCAACCACAGAUUCCUCGUCGUCACCUGCGACCCGGCAGGCUGGCCCGUGCAGUUCGACGAGAGCCACAUCAUGUGAUAGGGCCAAGCACCACGCCCUGCCCCGCCUCGGCAUGGAACUGAGCCCUCUACCAUACGUUGUGUUGAAUGGGCCAGACCCCCGGCUGGUGUGAAUGGAC